CCACCACGGGACACCAACCCGAGUACCGCAUACUGUACUUGUAGUUGACUACAUUGGGAAGAUGGCCUCCCUCACCGCCGGCUCGUCGGCGCACAUUCCCGAUACGAUUGCAGCCAAGCGGGCUGCAGCGCGAUACGAGCUGCGCAAGGAGUCUGGCAUGCUCGCAGAGCUGACAGCAACGGUAGCGACGGCUGUUGGCGGUGACACGGUGUAUGCCACCCAGCUGUGGGACGUGCCGGAGAAGGUUCACGACAACUGCGCAGCCAUGCUUGAGGCGACCAACGAGGUAGCGGCCUACUGGCGGGCGCGCGCUGCCAUCGAGGCCGACUACGCCGCCGCCCUCGCCAAGCUCUCCAAGUCGACCAAGGACAAGGCCUCGUUUGUGAACGUGCCCGGCUGGAACCGCCUCGUGCCGCUGCUUGACGUCGAAGCGACCCAGCACGCCGAGCUGGCCACCGAGAUGGUCGACCAGCUACAUGCACAGCUCUCCGAAUUUGCCUCGACCAUGGACACCAACCUCAAGCUCCUGGGCAAGGUCCACCGCUCGCUUGUCAAGGACGCCGCUUCGGCUGCAGACAACGCGUCCAAGCUCGAGUCCAAGUACAUCUCUGCGGCGCAGGCCGAGGAGAUUGCCUCGUCCGAGCUCCGCGUCGCCGUCACCAACAAGGCCAAGGCGUCCAAGAUUGCCAAGCUCGAGAAGGACGUGGGUAAGAAGGCCAAGGCUGUGGCCGAGGCCCAGGAAAAGUACGUCGCCGCCAUCGACGAGGCCAAUGCAAUUCAACGCAAGCAGUUUGCCCUCCUCUCGUCGUACGAGUCUCUCGAGCUUCGCCGCGACGAGCGGACCAUCCAGCAGCUCAACCUUUACCUCGAGCUCCGCGCUCUCUCCCUCGACAAGGUCGCCGCUGCCGCCGAGGCCGCCCAGGAUGCCAUCUCCUCGCACCAUCCGACCGAGAACCUGGAGCUUUUGCCACCGAGCACGCCUCGGGCGAGCCGCGCCCGCUGCCCGCUGUCCCCGUCGAGUACCGCCAGGGCGAGCUCUCCGAGAAGCAGGCCGCCAAGCUCGCUAAGAUCCGCUCGCAGCUCGAUCCCGAGGCCGUCGCCGUCUUUGGUGUCGAGCUUGAAGACCUCAUGGCCCGCCAGGCGCCCGACGCGCCUGACGCCGCCAUCCCGGCCGUCCUCGACAUCCUCAUCGAGACGCUCCGUGCUGCCAAGCCCGAAGCCGCCGAAGGCGUCUUCCGUGUUCCAGGCGACGCCACUGCCAUCAUCCACCUCAAGGCCGAGCUCGACUCGGGCGCCGACACCCUGGCCACCACCGAUGUCCACGUCGCCGCAGGCCUCCUCAAGCUCUGGUUCCGCGAGCUUCCCACCCCGCUCAUUCCGCCCAACCUCUAUGACGACUUUGUGGCCAACGACGGUGCCGCCGUCGCCGCCGUCUUUGACCGCCUCCCGCAGGUCAACCGCGACGUUGCCCUCCGCCUCGUCUCCUUCUUGGGCGAGCUCUGCACCGAUCCGGCCAUUGUCGAAAUCACCAAGAUGUCCGACGAGAACAUGGCCAUGGUCUUCACGCCCUCCUUCCUCCGGACGCCCUCGGACGACCCCAUGGCCAUCAUGAACGCCCAGGCUGCCGAGCAAAAGGCCGUCCUCGCCCUCCUCCGCCACAUCCUCGCCAUUCCGGACCCCAACGCACCCGCACAGGAGGCCUCUCAAGACAACGCUGCGCUGCCACCGCCGCCCUCCUCGGCCCCGCCGCCGCUCCUCCCCACCCCGGCCCUCCCGCCGCCGCCCUCUCACCCGCCCCCGCCCGAGGCCACCAACGAGGUCCUCCCGCCGCCGCCCUCGCAUCCGCCGCCGCCCGAUGCCUAAACGCAUCCCCCCCCCGUCCCUACUCACCACACAAUCUCCCUCUACCCACCCACCACCUCCGCCUCGCCCCUCCCAACAAACGCCAUCCUUGCCCA
Molecule: messenger RNA, 1958 nt
Organism: Thecamonas trahens ATCC 50062
Lineage: Eukaryota; Apusomonadida; Apusomonadidae
Product: rho GTPase-activating protein 22
Exons: 2
Coding region: 62-1612 (516 amino acids)
Source: RefSeq, a predicted model, not a curated record